UUGACAGAUGAUUUUGUAAUAGAGUUUCUAUUCUAAUUUGUAAUAAUUUAACCUUUUUCAUAACACGUUACAUCACAUUUAAAGUAUUUUUAGUUUAAAUUCAUGAAAAAGAAAGAUCCUUGUAAAGCUUACGCUUGUAAAAUACAAGAUUGUUUAAACGAUCGCAAUUAUAAAGAAGAUUCUUGUAAAGACGUAAUUCAAGAUAUGAUAGAUUGUUGUCGCCGUUGGGGUGACCGAAGUUUCGUUUGCGAAGGUUUCAAAGUUAAUUCCGACAAGAAAAAGCCGGAAUGAAUUAUUACAGGCAACAAAAAAAGAGUUUAAAGUGGUCACAACGUAACCCGAGAUUAUUUAUCGGAAUAUUAACAACUUGCGCAUUAUCCGUGUUGUUUUCGCGUCCGAUUUACGACUUUUUCAUCAGUAAGGAGGAACGCCCCAGUUUAGAGGAGUUACUUGCGACGCAUAAAUCUCGUUUUAGGGAUUAAAUGGAGUCCGUUCAAAAAGCACGUCACCGAUUUCGUCAAUAUCCUUUUAUAUUGGCCGGUUGUAAAACGGAAGCGGGAAAUUACGCAAAGUGCGUUUUAAAGAAAAGUUCGAUUGAAAUGAACGAUUGCGCGACUGAAUUUAAACUGUUUAAGAAUUGUUUACAAAAGAGUGCUGCUAAAUUGAAAACGAAGAUUUAAAAAUGUUUAAGAAAUUCGUUGGAUUAGAGAUUUGGGGUCAUUUAAUUAUUGGGUUUAUUUUGAGGGGGGUUUUAAUAAUUUAUGGGGAUUUUCAUGAUGAUUAUUUUAAAGUUUCUUAUACGGAUGUUGAUUAUAAAGUUUUUUCGGAUGGGGCUCGAUGUGUAAUCGAAGGGGAUUCUCCGUAUAAAAGGGAUACUUAUCGGUAUAGCCCAAUUUUGGCUUUUUUGAUGGUUCCUAAUGUUUUGAUUCAUCAAUCGUUUGGGAAAUGGUUCUUUUCUUUGUUUGAUGUAAUCGCGGGGUAUUUAAUUUAUAAAAUUGUUAAAUUAAAUAGUUUGGUUAAUCAUGAUAAAA
Onthophagus taurus is the source of this 1031-nucleotide messenger RNA. The record is from RefSeq and is a predicted model, not a curated record. NCBI's taxonomy places the organism in Eukaryota, Metazoa, Arthropoda, Insecta, Coleoptera, Scarabaeidae.